Molecule: messenger RNA, 4259 nt
Organism: Aplysia californica (California sea hare)
Lineage: Eukaryota; Metazoa; Mollusca; Gastropoda; Aplysiida; Aplysiidae
Product: ankyrin-2-like
Exons: 1
Coding region: 582-3836 (1084 amino acids)
Molecular function (GO): protein binding
Source: RefSeq, a predicted model, not a curated record
UUUUGUGUUUGUUACUCUAUUAUAACAUCUCUUAUCUUACGCACGUAUAUGACCUUCUUUUUGUAAGGAAAGACCAUAGCUUGGCCCGAUCAUGAUUAGUCAUCCUCCAGCGUUCCGAUCCAUAUAGGAGGGUGGAUAGUACACAGCUGUUAUACAGCUUUAACUUGGUCUGUCUGUAUACUGAACUGUCCUGACUUCCAGAUGUUGAUCAUGCUUCUGUAUAUAGAUCUUGCUUUGAUGAGUUAAACACUUACUAAAACAAAAUAAGAUUUUAAAGGUAAAAGAUAAAUCGAAAGCACAGUCAGUUCACGGGGGAAGUACAUGUACUGAGUAGGGUAUUGCAAAUGUCUCCUUUCUCUUUUUUAUGCUUUUUUUUGUGUUGUGUAGAGAUGCUAUGCUAAUACGUUUCACUUGACUAUAUGAAUAUAUAGAAGUAGGAUGUAUGCUGACAUAGUUGUGGGACAUAAACAUUUUUUUGCUUUCUGUUUGUUUGUUUUUUGCUACAGGGAAAACAGGGAUUUCAAAGGGCACCCAGUCACGGCCGGAAAAAAGAUGAUGAGAUCCUUCCUAGACGGAGAUCGAUGCGUAUGGCAAGCAAAGCUAGUGGCCAGAAUGUCCGAAGCCACACGACACAGGAAAGUGCACAGGCUUCAGGUGGUGACGAUACUCUCGGAGAAUCAGAUAGUGUGGGGCGAACAUCUUUUCAAGAUACAGUUUCCUCCAGCAAGAGUCGCAAAAAAGGCCAAAAACAGACCUCUCAGAAAACAACAAAUGGAGGACGCCGGUCUUCCCUGGCCUCAGCUCGCAAAAGAAAGAAAAGCUGUCGUAGCUCAGACUCUGAGACGCCCGCAAAACGUCAACGAAAGUCAAAAUGGAACCAAACUGUAGAGUCUGCCUCCAGCGGCACGUCCAGUAAAGACCAUCAUUCUCAUUCCUGUCGAAGAAAAAAUCAACGUUCAAGUCCAAAUUCUUCAUCUUGCUCUACUCAUUUAUCCAAAAGUCUCUUAAAGGCUGUGGAGGCUGGACGAUCAACUAAAGUGGCUGAAAUCUUGAAAAGUCACGGCAAGUGUCUAUUUUUUGUCUUGGAUGUUGCCCUGCUUAAAGCUGUGUCUCAGGGCCACCUGUUUAUGGUGCAAAAUCUGAUAUAUCAUGGAGCUUCUCUUUUUACAGAAAAGUUUGGAAAGACUUGCUUUCACUUUGCAGCGGAAAAAGGGCAUGUUGAUGUCAUGGAAUUUCUUCUUGAAAAAAGUGAGGGUAGACAUUUUGUCAUGAAUUAUACAUUUGAUCGUGGUGGCAACACGCCACUGAUUCUUUGUCAGGGCACAUCGAGUGCAGCUCACAUCACCAAGGUUCUGUUGUCACACAGAGCAGCAAUCAAUGUUCAGAACAGCAAAGGAGAAACAGCUUUAAUGAAAGCCGUGCAGAGUCAGAACAUGAGCGCUGUGCUUCAGUUGGUAAAGGCUGGGGCCAAUGUGGAUCUGAAAGACAAAAAAGGGAAUACUGCCAGAUCAUUAGCCACUGCCAUGGGUAUGGAUGGGUUGUUGGAGGUACUGGCCAAGGACACCAGUGGUCAAGGAUUGACCCCAAUAAUGAAAGCCGCAGUAGCCCAGAAUACUGAUCUUUUAGCAUUGUUACUUAUGUCAAAACAGUUUGACCUGGAUGAAAAUGGUGUCAAAGCAGAUGAAAGAGAUGAUGAAACAGAUGAAAGAGAUGACGAUGGUUACCGGGAUUACCCUGACACUGCCCUCACAAUGAUCUUUAAUUCAAAACUGGAGAAGAGAAUGGAUUUAUUUUCCUACUCCUUUGACUUGAAAACCUGUUUACAUAGUUUUGAACAGUUAACUGUCAAAGAGCUGGAUGUUAUAGCUAUGCUUGUGAAAGCUGGAGCAAAUAUCCAUAUUGGGGGUAAGUAUGGCUAUCGCAAUAGUCCUUUUCUAAUGGCUGUGGAACUUGGAGAUGGGCAGCUCCUUGACCUUUUGCUGAAAAAUGAAAAAGGGAUUGGAAAUGGUAACUCGUAUGCCAGAGCUUUAGAAAUUGCUGCUAGGAAUGGUCGUUGUGAUCUCAUAGAUGCUCUCACCCCUAGUAUGGAGUUGCUGGAGCAUCAUUUUGGUCUGAGAAAACAGCAAUGGGAUCGCAGUUUUCAGCAUGCUUUGAAUGAUGCAUUGAAGGUUGCUAACGAAGAGUGUGUUGGCAAACUCUUGAAGAUCAUCAAGGACAUCGAUUUCAAUGAGACUAUGACUGCCGCAGCUGAGUCAGGGCGUUAUCCUGUGUUUUUGAUGGUGCGGAAUGCCUACCCAGAAAAAUUUGAACAAUUAGUAUCUCGUGAUGAAGGGACAAAGUGGUUGUGUGCCGCUUGCACCAGCAACAGUUUAGCCAUUGUAGAAAGUCUUCUCAACUCUGGUGCUAAAACCACAGGCAACAGUGACUUGUAUGACGUGCCGUUGAAGUGCUCCAAGUCUGCAGACAUUACGGAAAUGCUCAUACUUAAUGGUGCCGAUGUUAACAAGCAUCAUCCUUCCUUUGUCUAUGGUCACGUUACUAACACAGCUUUGGAGCAGGCUGUGUUGUCAAAUCUCACAGAAGUUGUCAAAGUUUUGAUGAAGCAUGGUGCCACUUUACACAUCACGACACUCAAUCUUGCUCUCUCACGGAGCCAGUGUUUAGGUGAAGUGCGAAAAUUGCUUCUUAGUUAUGACAUUGAUCUCAAUCAGCCUGGUUUGGGUGGUCGGUCACCACUGUCAGUAUCGGCUUUUCAUGGGGAUUCGGAGUCAGUUGAUACGCUAAUCAAAAAAGGUGCCGAUGUGAAUUUUAAGGAUCAUCGUUGUCCAUUUCCUGCUCUUAUUUCUGCGAUUGAGGGAAAAAAUGUUGAGAUAACUCGUUAUUUGCUUGAUCACGGUGCUGAUGUUAACAUUUCUAAUUUGGAUGGUGAAACUGCGCUUACCAUGGCCGCCAGAACUGAUAAUGGGACCAUUGUUCCUUUGCUCAUUGAAAAAGGGGUGUGGCUUGAUGUCUCAAAUUCAUGCAAUAACAGCACAGCCUUGAUGGUAGCUGCAAAGUACAAAAACUUUUCUACUUUUCGUUGUUUAGUGGAAGCUGGUGUUGACUUGGACGUUAGACGCAACGGUAAAACUUUUUUAACCAGACUUCUCCUGAAGAGAUCCUAUUCUGCAUUGGCAAGGUUUAUUGUGUGUCUUGUCAAGCGUGGAGCAAAAGUUACAUCAGGUGAUGCAAUGUUGGCAGUCCACAACUGCAUUGCCCUCGGCAAUUUUCAUGUUUUGUCAGCCCUGAUACACUAUGGUGGUUUUAAUCCUACUCUGUUUCAGGACAUCCAUGUUGAAGAGACUCCGCCUUUCUGUAGGGCAAAUCCCAUUCAUAUAGCAGCCUUUGCCAGCGUCUUCUCUCCCCUUUGUAUGGCAUUAGUGUGUGGUCAUGUAACAGUGGCUCGGGACAUGCUGAGGGCCUUCUAUUUGACAACCUCAGACUUGACUCUCUUGCCUAGACAUACAAAAGUCAGAGAGUUUCUUAACAGAAGAAGGUUUAUCGAGAGUUUAGCGGUUCUAGAUGAGAUGUCGGUCUCCGUGCCAUCUCUUCAGCAGCUUUGUUUUGUCCGUGUCUCUGACAUGUGUGGGUCUCAGCCUGGUCGGAAGGAAACAGUGAGGCAGCUUGGGCUUCCAGGUCGUAUAGAGAGGUCACUUUUGUUUUCUUGUAGCGAUCAGUUGGUCGGGGGGGAGCGCUGCAUGGCAGAGAAUUCAUCAGAGACAACACCUGCUGAGGUUAAUGAGACAAGGGAUCGUUAUAUAUGCCAGCCCCUCAUGCACAGUAGAAUAUGGCGAUAGCGGGGCUUUUACUACUUUUAGUUACAAAAGAAAAUCCUGCUGUAGGCAAGUUCCCGCAAUAGGAAUAUAAAGGGGAAUUACCGAAAAAUAGCUGACAUUAUGGCAUCUUUGUCUCUCAAAAAUGUAUUAAGUGUUCCAGAUGAAAUGUCGCAGUCCCUUCUAAUUUGCACUUUAGUCUUCCUUUUUCUUGUCAGCUUCGUUGGUUAUCUCGCCCUUUCAUUUGAUUGAGAAGCAUUUCCUUUCGUCUUUGUUAGAGGCCAUCUUUACUUCGGUCUUGCUGCUUGUGCUGUCUGUCGUACCGGUAGGCAUACUGGUGAAGUGGAUACGUUUGUAUUCAGGAGGAAUAACACACAACACGCUUUCCUCUUCUUUUACUUUUUGGGUGGGUGGUUGGCAGAUGCUCUGGUGUGAUUUGCUUCUUCU